Dunckerocampus dactyliophorus (ringed pipefish) is the source of this 2416-nucleotide messenger RNA. RefSeq names its product S9 family peptidase (gene apeh2). The record is from RefSeq and is a predicted model, not a curated record. The transcript is spliced from 22 exons. Gene Ontology annotation, biological process: proteolysis. Lineage: Eukaryota; Metazoa; Chordata; Actinopteri; Syngnathiformes; Syngnathidae. Gene Ontology annotation, molecular function: serine-type endopeptidase activity. The coding region runs from base 75 to 2177 and encodes 700 amino acids.
GGUCCACUCGUCCAGCCAACAUGGAGGCUCUGCAAACAUUCUAAACAACAUGUGAGUCGACAAUUGAUCAACAGAUGGAUUCCACACAGGUGGCAAGGAUACACAGAGAGGUCAGCUCUCUUCCUGCAGCUUUUUCUGCUGACGUAAGGCAACAACAACCAGCAGACGUCAACGUGAUCACAGUGACUGCAGGAUGGAGUCAGGCUGAUGCUGUUAGAGGAUCCAGACUUUGUUACUCACAACAAUGGACUCUCAUCUUGGACUCUGUCGACCAGAGCAAAAUCAGGACAGUCCUCCCACCUGGACCAUGUGGACCACUUUCUGCAGAACUACUGAGUGGACUGUCCCCCAUUGGUGGUGUGAGGGCGGUGGUCAGAGACACAGGUGGUCAACAACUAAUGGAGAUUUGGGACCAUCAUGGACUCAGGAAGUGCCUCAAUUUGACCGCCCUCAACAAACAUGGCAGCGUGUACGAUAAUGGCCAAUUUGGAGUUCUGUCGUGGUCUCAGUGUGAGAGCAAGCUCCUCUACAUCGCUGAGAAGCUGAAGCAGACAACAGACGAUGAUGAGUCUGCAUGGGGGAUGGACAGGAGUGUGUACUGUGACGAUUGGGGCGAGUCUCUGACCAGCAGGAGCACUCCAGUCAUUUGUGUGCUCAAUCUGUGCAGUGGAGCAGUGGACGUGUUGAAUGGCAUCCCCGCUGACGUCUCACCUGGACAGGCUUGCUGGGCUCCAGGAAGUCAGUGUGUGUUCUUUGUAGGUUGGUACCAUGAACCCUUCAGACUGGGACUCAAAUUUUGCUCCAAUCGCAGGUCAGCGUUGUUCCAGCUCAGCAUGGACGGCCACUGUGAGCGUUUGACUGGGGAUGACCUGUCGGUGUCCUGUCCCAGGCUGAGUCCAGACGGGUCCACGCUGAUCUACUUGCAGGGUCAGGUUUUUGGGCCACACCAUCAGUGCCUCAGUCUGCAGCAGCUGGAUUUGACCAGCAAGAAGACAUCCACACUGGUAGACGUUAUUAGUAGGCCACAAACUGAUGGGUUUGCAGGUAUCUAUGAAGCGCUGCCGUCCUGCUGUUGGUCUACUGAUUGUCAGAGAGUCGUCUUCAGCAGCGCUUGUCAGAACCGAAAGGACCUCUUUGUGGUGGACAGAAGAUCAAAAAAAGUGACCUCCCUCUCUGGCCUCUCUGAUACUUCCAAGGUAUACGGUAGCUGGAAGAUUCUGACCAUCCAGAGAGACCUGAUGGUCGUCUGCUGCUCCAGCCCCAACACACCACCCACUCUGCUGGUAGGGUUCCUCCCUUCAUCAGGUGAGACUGUGGUAGCUUGGCAACCCCUCCAGGAACCCAUCACCACCUUUGACUUCAUGUGGACUGUUCUAGAAGUUGAACCUCCACCAGAAGAAGACAACGCAAUCUACCCCGGGGUAAAGUUUGGAGCGGUCCUGGUUAAACCACAUGGAGGUCCUCUGCAUGGAGUCAAGACACCACUUGUAGUCUUCAUACAUGGUGGUCCGCACUCCCAGUUUGCAGCAGAGUGGAACAUCACCACAGCUGGCCUGGUCUCUCUUGGUUUUGCCGUGCUCAUGGUGAACUACCGUGGUUCCACAGGCUUUGGCCAGGACAGCAUUUUGUCCCUCGUUGGACACAUUGGAAGACAGGAUGUUAAAGAUGUACAGAGGGCUGUGCUUGCCGUGCUGCACAGUGACGCGACCCUUGACCAAGAGCGCAUGGCCACCAUUGGAGGUUCCCAUGGAGGCUUCCUGUCAUGUCACCUGGUGGCUCAGUAUCCAGACUUCUACAGGGCGUGUGCGGCCAGGAACCCUGUCAUCAAUGCCGCCACCUUGCUUGGCACCAGUGACAUUGUGGACUGGCGUUACACCAGCGUGGGCUUGCAGUACUCCUACAACCAGACGCCCACUGCUGAGGCACUGGUCGCCAUGUUGGAAAGGUCACCCAUCAUACAUGCUACACAGAUCAAGACUCCUGUGCUUUUAAUGCUUGGCGGCAGAGACAGGCGAGUGUCUCCUCAUCAAGGACUGGAGCUCUAUAAAGCACUCAAGAGCAGAGCAUCACCUGUCAGGUUGUUGUGGUUUGCAGAAGAUGGACACUCUUUGUCCAGAGUGGACACACAGGCCCAGUGCUUCCUUAACAUAGUGCUAUGGCUGCACCAGCACCUUUAAACAGUGUCAUUAACAUGUCAUAAUUCUCAAUUAAAGCCUGUAACAAACACAUUCUCUUCUAUUGUAGCUUUGUGACCAUAAUGUUAUACAGCAUACGUGUCAAGUCUGGACCCACCGGCAUAAACUACUCUGGAAUUUUAAUUUUAAAAUUGGAAACAAUAUUGUGUAUACAGCACAAAAUCCACAACCAUUCCUAAUAAUGGUGCCGGAUUUAAACCAAAAGUCAAAAUAUUUUAAUU